Molecule: messenger RNA, 782 nt
Organism: Neltuma alba
Lineage: Eukaryota; Viridiplantae; Streptophyta; Magnoliopsida; Fabales; Fabaceae
Product: CMP-sialic acid transporter 1-like
Exons: 5
Biological process (GO): pyrimidine nucleotide-sugar transmembrane transport
Cellular component (GO): Golgi membrane
Molecular function (GO): pyrimidine nucleotide-sugar transmembrane transporter activity
Source: RefSeq, a predicted model, not a curated record
GUCAGGGGCUGUGGAGAGGCUUCAUGUGACUCCCUUUUAUCAUCGGCACCAAUUCAAGGAUACGUGUUAGGAGUUCUAUCUGCUUGUCUUUCUGCAUUGGCUGGUGUUUACACUGAGUUCUUGAUGAAGAAAAACAAUGACAGCUUAUACUGGCAGAAUGUACAGAUGUACACGUUUGGUGCUAUUUUUAAUAUGGCAAGGCUUCUUAUGGAUGAUUUCAGAGGUGGAUUUGAAAAUGGACCAUUUUGGCAACGUAUUUUCAAUGGUUAUACUAUUACUACCUGGAUGGUAGUAUUGAACCUAGGGUCUACUGGUCUUUUGGUUUCAUGGUUAAUGAAAUUUGCUGAUAAUAUUGUGAAGGUUUAUGCGACAUCUAUGGCGAUGCUCCUUACAAUGGUACUAUCAAUAUUCCUCUUCAAUUUCAAGCCUACAUUGCAGCUCUUCUUGGGCAUUAUUAUUUGUAUGAUGUCUUUACACAUGUAUUUUGCCCCGCCCAAUAUGCUUGUAGACAUGCCAUUAACAGUAAAGUCAGAUGAAGAAGAGAAGCGCAUUGAAGUUACUGUUGAUCAAAGAUCACAUUCAUGAUGUCAAGUCUCCGUUGACAUUCAAGAUGCAUAAUUCUGUUGGAAGCCUUGUAUAAUAGGGACAACUAGCUUUGGGAGCUGUAUACACGUUUUAAUACUUCCUUUUGGCUUUGCUGGGAUUCUCAUAAUCAAUUCUUACCGAGUUUCUCCAACGAGGCCUGUUUAAAUUCACUUAUUUUAUAGCAUCAUUUCACAGUA